AUGUUUGAAGCCAGGCUUAAAAGUUGCAGUACGUUCAAGAAGGUAUUUAGCUACCUCCAGGGACUCAUGGAUGACCUCAAGAUCUCCAUCAGCCCCACAGGAGUCAUCUUCAGUAGUAUUGACAGCACAAAUACUUUGUUGGUCCAAUUGAGCAUUCGGAGAGAGGAGUUUGAGACUUUUGAACUGGAUGAUUCCUUAAAUUUGUGGAUCAAAGCAGUCAAGUUCGAAAAGACCCUACCUUUACUUGGAGACCAAGAUGACAUAACUCUAAAAAUACCUGCAGGGGCAGAGAAACUGACCAUUCUCAGCAAGAGUGAGGGUGGCAAGAGAAAGUUCAACUUUGAGUACCAGUUUGAUGAAGAGCCUGAAGAAGACUUCCAAUCUCCUGAGAUUGCUUAUAAGAACAUCCUCAGCUUCAGCUCCUCUUUUUUCAAAGAGAACAUAUGUGAAAUGAGUAAUCUGGCUGAUAAAUUGAUCAUCUCUGUUGAUGAGCAGCAGGCUAGGCUUCAGUUUGAUCACAAUGGGAAUUUUGGAACGAUAAAUCUGGCUAUCAACAGUGCAAAGUAUCUUGAAGAGGAUGAGGAUUUAACACAUAACAGAACGACUUAUCAAGGUGAGAUAGUAACAAGUUUGAUGUACGACAUCCGGCAUGUGAAGGAGACAACUCGAGUAGCCAAUCUGGCUACCCGAGUUGUACUUAAGAUGGAAGAGGAUUUGCCCCUUCUUGUUGAGUAUCAAUGUGAUGAGUACGGUACAUUACAGUUUUUCCUUGCUCCUUAG
This is a messenger RNA of Moneuplotes crassus, 780 nucleotides long. The record is from the annotation of a GenBank genome assembly. Lineage: Eukaryota; Ciliophora; Spirotrichea; Euplotida; Euplotidae.